CGCUGCGGUGCAGAAUCAACUCGAGUCCUUAUCAUGGCGUCCCUUGCGAUGGCCGCGGUGGAGGGCGCAAAGCAGCUGCCUCUCCACGAGGCCAUCUCGGGCAUCUUUGGCAGCAUCAGCAUGGCCGCUUGGAUCUGUGUCAUUCUGCCCCAGAUGAUUGUCAACUACCGAGCGAAGAGCGCCGACGGACUGAGUAUAUCCUUUCUCGUCGUCUGGAUGAUCGGCGAUGCUACAAACUUGGUCGGCGGCCUCUUCACGCACCUGGCCCCGACCGCCAUUGCGCUGGCCUGGUACUUUUGCGUCGCCGAUUUCCUCCUCAUCUCGCAGUGCCUAUACUACAACUCGGUCAACGCGCGCCGGGCUGCCGAGGCGGCCGAGGCCAACGAAGAUGCGCCCCUCCUCGGAGAGCGACGCCCGUCGCAUCGCCGCCGCUCCAUCGCAAGCGAGGACGGCGGCAAGAUUGCGCCGGCCGGCGACGAGCUGAUUGAGCGCUCUUCGUGGUCUUCCAAUGCAGCCUGCCUGCUCGGCGUGUACGUUGUCGGGUUUGCGGGUUGGUAUCUCUCAUACAAGGCUGGGGCCUACAACGAGACGGAUCCGGUCGUGGUGAAUGCUGCGUCGGACUUGUUGGAGAAGAUUGGCAUGGUGCUUGGGUACUUUAGCGCAGUUUGCUAUCUCUGUGCUCGCAUUCCUCAGAUCAUCAAGAACUAUCGAGAGAAGUCGUGCGAAGGCCUCUCGAUUCUCUUCUUCAUGCUCUCCUUGACCGGGAACCUGACGUACGCCAUCAGCAUCGUCGCCUAUUCCCAGGAGAAGAAAUACAUUAUCAACACCAUCCCCUGGCUGAUCGGAUCGCUUGGCACCGUCGUCGAGGAUGCUACCAUCUUUGUGCAGUUCCGACUAUACGCCAACAACAGGCGAAGCGACGCUGUCCAGGCAUAAAGCAGCAUGGCUGUAGCUUUCGCCUCAACGGUGGGCGCGUUGCAGAGAAGAGAACGGCAUUGCUCGACUUGGCAUAUCCGGUGUUUACUCGUUUGGAUUUAGGUGAUUUGGAAUACGGUGUCACGGUGUCUUCACAUGGCGUUCGGGUGACGGGAAUUGUCUGUUUGUGUUGACCUCUUAGAUACAGGUCAAAGGCAUAG
Molecule: messenger RNA, 1136 nt
Organism: Trichoderma citrinoviride
Lineage: Eukaryota; Fungi; Ascomycota; Sordariomycetes; Hypocreales; Hypocreaceae
Product: putative PQ-loop G protein-coupled receptor
Exons: 5
Coding region: 34-936 (300 amino acids)
Biological process (GO): basic amino acid transmembrane export from vacuole
Cellular component (GO): fungal-type vacuole membrane
Source: RefSeq, a predicted model, not a curated record